Lutzomyia longipalpis is the source of this 2308-nucleotide messenger RNA. RefSeq names its product ATP-dependent RNA helicase DDX24. Gene Ontology annotation, cellular component: nucleolus. The record is from RefSeq and is a predicted model, not a curated record. Gene Ontology annotation, molecular function: ATP binding; nucleic acid binding; RNA helicase activity. Lineage: Eukaryota; Metazoa; Arthropoda; Insecta; Diptera; Psychodidae. The transcript has 2 exons. The coding region runs from base 56 to 2269 and encodes 737 amino acids.
GAGUGUUCAAAACUUCAGGGUGAUGUGCUAAAAAAAUCAAAACACGUGUGUUGAAAUGAAAAUCUCCGGGAAAAAGAGGAAGAAUCAAUGGAAGGAAGUGAAAAUUGCCGGACAUCUGGCCACAGAUGAUACAAUUGGGAACUUGGAAGGCUUUAUUGGGCUGGAAGUGCUGGAAAACUAUGACAAUAGCUUUGUUGUAAAGGGAAAAUCUGGGAAAAAGAGGAAGAUGAGGGAUGAUGAAGAAGACAAGAGAAAGUCCAAAAAGAAGAACAAGAAAUCCAUUAGGCAAAAUAUCGCAGAAGAGUCCUCCAGUGAAGUUGAUGAAGAUGAUGAGGAAGAAGAUAAAGAUUCAAACAUUGGAAGAUUCGUAAGGAUUUCCCAGGACUCAGGUCAAAUGGAGGAUCUCCUAGACAUUGAUGAUCUCGAGGAAUGGCAAAACUUUGGCUUAAAGGAACCCCUCUUGCAAGCUAUUGCUGAGAAUGGUUUCAAGAAGCCAACGGAGAUUCAACGAUUAACCCUUCCAGCAGCUAUAAUGGGACGUCGAGAUAUCCUGGGAGCUGCUGAAACAGGCAGUGGGAAGACCCUUGCAUUUGGAUUACCAAUUCUCAAUGGAAUUCUCGAGCUGAAGGAGAGAGAAAUGCAAAAUUCAAAUGCAAAGUUACGGAAAAAUGUUGAAAUUGUACGAAACCGGAAGGACAGGGAUAAUCUCACGCCACCGCCGGAGGAGUUAUCGGAUGAGGAGGAAAAUGGGGAAUCUGUGGGGCCUGAGAAGAGGCUCUAUGCACUAAUUUUGACCCCAACACGUGAGCUUGCUGUCCAGGUGAGGGAUCACAUCAAAGCCAUGGCUGUUCACACGGGAAUCCGCACGGUGGGCAUCUUUGGGGGGCUGGCCCUUGUAAAACAGGUGCGUUUGCUUCGUCAAUGCCCGGAGAUUGUUGUGGCUACCCCAGGGAGAUUCUGGGAAUUGCUGAAGGAAGGAAAUUCACAUCUCAAUAAGGUCGAUGACAUCAGUUUCCUGGCUAUCGAUGAGACGGAUCGGAUGAUGGAAAAGGGACACUUUGACGAGCUGACGCAUCUUCUUGAGCGUAUCAAUAGGAAUGUAGAGAAGAAGGCACAGCGCCAGAACUUUGUCUUCUCCGCCACAUUGACGCUUGUUCACGAUCUUCCGGAAUACGUGAAGUUUAAGAGCUUGGGACGUGGGAAGAAGGCCCAGAAGAUAACGUCUGAGAAGAAAUUGGAAUCCCUCAUUGAGAUUCUGGGAAUUUCGCAGCCAAAAGUGGUGGAUAUUAGCAAAGAGAGAGGCACAGCUGAGCAAUUGACUGAAUGUCGCAUUGUGUGCUCCCUCACUGAGAAGGAUUUCUACCUGUACUACUUCCUGCAAUGCCAUCCGGGAAGGACGAUGGUUUUCUGCAAUUCCAUCGACUGUGUUCGUCGAUUGGCGCAUCUCUUUGGGCUCCUGAACUGCCGUGCAUUGCCCUUGCACGCCAGCAUGGCUCAGAAGCAGCGUCUAAAGAACCUCGAUCGUUUCCGGCAGGAUCCGGAAGGAUUAUUAAUUGCCACGGAUGUGGCUGCACGGGGAUUGGACAUUCCUCAGGUGCAACAUGUGAUUCACUAUCAAGUUCCCAGAACUUCUGAGAACUACGUCCAUCGUUCCGGAAGGACAGCCAGGGCAACCAAUGAGGGUAUUACCAUCCUCCUCAUGGAACCCGGUGAAGUGGAUAACUACAGUCGACUCUGUCGCACCCUGGGACGCAGUGAGGAUCUUCCCGUCUUCCCGGUAACUCAGCGUUACCUCGCCGCAGUGAAGGAGCGCGUGAAUCUCGCCCGUGAAGUCGAUGAGAUGGAUCUGCGUGAGAGGAGGACGCAAAAGGAAACAGGAUGGCGUGAAAAGGCAGCACGAGAGCUGGAAGUUCUCAUCACGGAUUCCGAAAGUGACGACGAAGGCAAACAAACGAAGCAGAGGCAUGCAAUUGAGAAGAAGUAUCUGAAGGAGAAGCGCAAUCAGCUGAAUAAACUCCUCUCGACGCCACUCUUCCCAAAGGGCUACAGCUACAAAUACCCCACAGCUGGGGGGCAGCUGGAAAUGCCAACACUCGGUGGGCAGGAUGCAGUUAAGAUCAUGAAGGAAGCCAUCCAGAGGGGGAAGGAGUCUUCCAAAGUCAUCCGAAAGGCCAUGAAGAGCAAACAGGGGAAGAAGCAGAAAAAGCAGAAUGAGGAGAAAAAGGAAAAGGUGAAAAAAGUGCCUGGACAAUUUGUAAGAAAGCCCUAAAUGGAUAAAAACUAAGAAUAAAAAAUAUUUUAUUUCCCA